UCUAUCUAUCAACCACAUAGUAGUUCACUCAAUAUUAGAGCCAAAGAAUGCUUGCCGUCUUCGUCACAAUCAAAAAUAGUACAAACCCGCAUUAGAAGUCUAUUCGCGCUCAUCAUAUAAGGUUGUCCUCUUAUCACAGCUCCUGGACACUGGCCACAAACCACAACACCACAUGGAUACCCAGCCGCGACCCAGCCGCGAGGGGCAGGGAAAGCCUCAAAAUGAGCGAGAUGAAAUUCUCCCUGGUUUAAGUUCUACUUAUCUCCCACAAGAUGACACUGAACUACCUCUUCCACUCACUCCAACAAAAGAGGAGCUAUACUCGUCCACUGUUGAUGACCCUGUUGCCCAGCUCAAUUCUGACACUUCAUUAAACGAAGAGCAUCGACUUUGCCUUGCCGAGAUGGAGGGCCUUCGAGACAAAGUUGAUCCACCUCCUCUAAACCAGAAGCUUAUCAUCGACUUCCUUCUCGCCAUCUGGCACCUAGUUGUGCUCUUCCUAUCUCCCCGUCCAAUUCAAGUCUGGAUCGUCAUGUCAACCGCCCUCCUAUGGAAGUCAUGGAUCUGGUUGUUUAUCAUGAUGAUAAUUUUCCUUAUGACUCGACACAUACUAGUGAUAGCCACGCGUCGCUCUCAUGGCGCUACCUACGGUGCCUGGCCGUCAAUGGUGCCAAAAACUGUUCCCCAUUACAUCUUGAUUGUCUGUGGAUCGGGUGGCCACACGGGGGAGAUGAUUCGUAUGGUUGACCGUAGUAUCCGACCACGCAACCUACGCUCUCACCGACGCUGGGCCAUCGGCUAUGGUGACCGAAUGAGUUAUGACAAGGUCAUGGAGUUCGAGGAUUCCCUCGUACGCAAGUUCGGACAGCAGGAUAGUGCUGGCACAUUCGACAUCGAAUUCUUCCAUCGACCUCGUGCCGUUCACCAGAGCUGGCUGACAACACCAUUCACCGCACUCCUCUCCCUAGUCGAGAUGUUCAAGAUCAUGACCACCGCGCCAGGCCGCCAUACGACCACGACAUCCCAGUAUCCCGGCGUGAUCGCUACUGACGGCCCCGGCGCUGGAUUCAUGUUCCUCCUAGCCGCCCACUGGCUUAAGAUGAUCUUCGUCGUCCCCGACAGUUACGUGAAAACGAUAUUUGUCGAGAGUUGGGCCCGUGUCAAGUCACUGAGCAUGUCCGGCAAGUUAAUUAAGUAUUUAACCUUGGCCGACGUGUUCAUCGUUCAGUACGAGGGUAUCAUUCGCCGUUUAAGUUCCAAUGAGUACUACAAUAGUAACUUCGUUGCCAUGCCGGGUCGCUCUAAUCGUGCUAGCACGCGUCCUGCGUAAGAGAUUAUUCGCGGAUCUCGUAAGAAAA
Annulohypoxylon maeteangense is the source of this 1358-nucleotide messenger RNA. RefSeq names its product glycosyltransferase family 1 protein. The coding region runs from base 173 to 1330 and encodes 385 amino acids. The transcript is spliced from 3 exons. The record is from RefSeq and is a predicted model, not a curated record. NCBI's taxonomy places the organism in Eukaryota, Fungi, Ascomycota, Sordariomycetes, Xylariales, Hypoxylaceae. Gene Ontology annotation, cellular component: UDP-N-acetylglucosamine transferase complex. Gene Ontology annotation, biological process: dolichol-linked oligosaccharide biosynthetic process.